Durusdinium trenchii is the source of this 1260-nucleotide messenger RNA. Lineage: Eukaryota; Dinophyceae; Suessiales; Symbiodiniaceae. The record is from the annotation of a GenBank genome assembly.
AAAGCUUUCAGUCCAGGUCUAGUUCGCGAAGAGAGCUCUUGAUUCAAUUGGCUACGACGCAAGACACACAUGGAUAGAUCCAAGAAGGCCUGAUGCUGUCUGCCGUGUCACCCAGCGGCAAAGGAGGCUCUCACACGGUUUGGGGUCGACCCGAAAUCUCCAGCUCCAGCGAGCCGGGCUCCGAGGGCCUCAAGGUCUUUGGAGGAACUGCCAAUGCGUACGGCAUGAGUCCAUCAGGGAGCAGCGAAAACCGCCAAAGUCCUCAUAACCAGAGGAGUCGAUACAUGGCGGACGCUCAGAGACAGUUCUCCGCGGUGGCCCAGCGAACGCCCAAUGAGGAGCGGAAGAAGCUCCAGCGCAAGGUGGCCAAGCCAGAACCCGAAUCCACCGAGUCGGAGAGCUCCGAAACGCCCGAGGGUGGGAGCCCCGUGGUGAAAUCCAGCACCGGCAGCAGCAAGCUUAAGAAGGAGUCGCCAAGUACUUACAUGGGUGGAGUCAAGGGCGACUUCGACACCUUCUACAGGAAGAUGAAGGCGCUGGCCAGAGCGGCUCGGGAGCAAGCUGCCCGCGAGGAUGCACUGCAUGGCGUGCCUCCCAGGCCAUGGGAUCCGACGGCCCCCUUGGAAGAAUUGAAGAAGCUCCUGGUGGAGCAGAACUGGGAGGGGGUGCGCGCCUGGGUGGAAGAGGGCGACGACAUGGACUCCGAGGGCACGGACGAAGGAACCGAACUCCUCGAGGGCGAAAAAGGUGAGUGGUCCUUGGGCUCGGAGAAACACAAGAUGGGGCAAUGCAGGCCCUGUCACUACGUCUUUUCCAAAACGGGAUGUCAGAACGGCAAAACGUGCAACUUCUGCCACUUACUGCAUCCAAAGAGGUUUAGACCCCGACCCUGCAAGUCGAAGCGGUCCAAGUGCAAGCAGUUAGCAGCUGUUCUGGACCAGGUUUUGGCUGACGAUCCGGAACGUUUUCAAAGCGUUGCAGAACAACUCAGCGCACAAGGAGGGUACCUCCACACCGUUGUGAAGAGCAAGCUGCACUCAAUGGCCAAAAAGCUCAAGCAUGAGGCCGGCUCUGGUGAGCCGGCUCACAAAAGCGCCGAACCGCGCCCGGGCUCGCCGGGGCCUGCGCCUGGAACCCUCGGUGCCACCGCUGGCGGGCCUGCCACAGAGGCGAAGCGUGUUUUGAAACCUGGCUUGGUGUCACUCUGAGAUGGAUCAAGUAGCUUGAGUCUGAGAGAUGCAUCCCACAAUUCGAAGCGCG